UAUGCUUUGUUUUGACUUGACGGCACCAAACAAUCCAGAAGAAAUAGAGGUUACUAUUGAUGCUUUAUGCAAUUCGCUGACUCUUGCAAAGUGCUUCCCAGGAUCCUCUAGACUUGCUUUCAUAGGACUUAUUAUCAUAAGAGAAAAACCUGGUGUCAUUUUUCCUCUACAAGAUUGGCGAGUACAUCCAGAGCUCUUACAGGAAGUCUGUAAAACUAUUAAGAAACUGGGUGAAGAGGAUUUUUCUAACGAGGCUUUCAAAGAAAUAAGUAUACCAGACGUUUUGGAUCAGGCUGUUGCAGAAUUUAAAAAAAGAGAACAGAGUAUUAUAAACGAUCUAUCUCAUUUAAAAUUGAGAAACUAUGCUGAUCUAGUUGAGAAAAUUCAAUUAUUUACUCUUAAGCCAAGCUUUUCCGGACGAGGUCGUAGAGUGUUACGAACAUAUCAUGAAUUUUUGAAUUUUGAUGUUGAUUCAAGCUCUAAUGAUGACUUGGAUACUUUCCGAAACUCUUUGACUGACAUUCAUUUUGAAUCUAUAGAAGAGUUGAAAAUAAGUCCAGAGGAGAGCGACAGCAGUACAAUAAUUGAAUUUUUUGAUGUAGUCAAUGAGCCUGUUCCCUUGAAUAGCUUAAUUUUAAAUUGGAUGCAGGAACCAGUAGGUGAAAAGGAACAUUUGCAACUCAAUAUUGAUACUGACAAUUCCCUUGAAUUAAAGUUUGACAUUCGAACCCGUUACCUCCCGUCUGCUGAAACAGAAUUUUCGAAAUAUUUUAAUUUGAUAGACGCCUUUCAACCUGUUAACGUAUUAAAGAAAAAUAAUUUUUUCCCACUUUCUGAUAUAGCUACUUUUUGUUUAAAUAUAUUGGAGAAAGUUCCUUCUAAUGGGAUAUGCUCUUCACUAAUAAGCAGCGAGAGUAUUGUUCUUGUUCCAACAUGCGCCACCAGUUAUGAUUGGUCAAAACUUGAAGAGAAUGCUUUUCUUAUUAAAGAAACCGCAGCUCACUUAAAAAGAUCGGAUGAAUGCCUUAUAGCAAAAUUAUCAGAAAUACAGACGGACGUAAAAUCGAAAAAUAAUAAUAAUCCCUCUGGUAUCUAUUUGCUGAAACCAGCCGAAAAUGUGUUCCUGGCUUGUGGAAUUGUUACUAAGGAGUUCUACCUUAACGACACUUUUAAUCAAACUAUUUUUGGAAAAAGGUGUUCUGAAACUAGAUGGAGUUUAAUGAAAAAUGCAAUAUCCAAAAUUCCAGUAAAAAGCUACUACAAUCCAUUAGACCAUUCAUCCAAUAUUUUCCAAAAAAUUCACAAUGUUAAUGCGUCAACGAAAUGUGGAGGAAAGAUUAAGACCAAAAAUAGGCAGAGAAAAGCAGCUACCUCUUUUGUUCGAGCAUCUAAAUUAGUGCCCAAAGUUAGUUGUGCUCCUCAAGUGUACGAAUAA
Dimorphilus gyrociliatus is the source of this 1435-nucleotide messenger RNA. The record is from the annotation of a GenBank genome assembly. NCBI's taxonomy places the organism in Eukaryota, Metazoa, Annelida, Polychaeta, Dinophilidae.